AGAAGACGUACUCGUUGUGAACUUAACGAUAUUAAACUUUUAUAGCAGAACUACAGCUACUGGAUACAACCGAGAAGAGGAAUAGCAGCUUUGAAACUAAAGUAUUGAAACUUUUUUCUUGUUUGUGUGCGUGCGUUUUAAUUUUUUUUUUUCUAUAAUCAAGCUAACCGGAACAAAGGACUCGCCGCUUCAAAGAUUACAUUGAAAAAGCCUUUUUUUUCUAACCACACAACUAACCUUCUGUUUUCCUGCCGUAACGUUACAAGAUUUAUGUAUUUGGAUUUAGUCUUUCAAUCCCGCCGUCCUACUAUGGUCAUAAUGGAGGUUCCCACCAUCGACUGUGCGUCCCUCCGUGGUUUGUUGGAGGGCGACGUCCCGGGCUGCCUGCUGCUGGACUGCCGGUCCUUCCUGUCCUUCAACUCGUCCCACAUAUCGGGCUCCACCAACGUGCGCUUCAGCACCAUAGUGCGCAGGAGAGCCAGAGGCGGUCUCGGUCUUGAGCACAUCGUCCCCAACGAGGACACCAGGAACCGGCUUCUGUCAGGGGAGUACGAGUCCGUGGUGCUGCUUGACGACCGCAGUUUGGACUUAAGCCAGGCGAAGAAGGACGGGACACUGAUGCUUGCUGUUACGGCCCUGUGUCGCGACCCCUGCGGAGCCAGAGUUUUUAUUCUCAAAGGCGGUUUUGAAACGUUUUCAACAGAGUAUCCAGGGAUGUGUACCAAACCCUCCCCUCCACAAGGGCUGAGUUUGCCUCUCAGCUCCAGCUGUCCUGGGAGCGCAGACCCAAGCUGUAGUCCGUGCAAUACACCUCUCUAUGAUCAGGGGGGUCCUGUGGAGAUCUUGCCUUUCCUGUACCUUGGCAGUGCUUACCACGCUUCAAGAAAAGACAUGCUGGACAUGCUGGGGAUCACCGCUCUCAUCAACGUAUCUGCCAACUGCCCCAACCACUUUGAGGACUCUUUCCUCUACAAGAGCAUCCCAGUCGAGGACAACCAUAAAGCUGAUAUCAGCUCCUGGUUCAACGAGGCAAUCGAGUUUAUUGACUCUGUGAGGAAUAAAGGAGGCCGUGUGUUUGUGCACUGUCAAGCAGGCAUCUCCCGCUCCGCCACCAUAUGCCUUGCCUACCUCAUGCGGACCAACCGCGUGAAGCUGGACGAGGCCUUUGAGUUUGUCAAGCAGCGCCGCAGCAUCAUCUCCCCCAACUUCAGCUUCAUGGGUCAGCUCCUCCAGUUUGAGUCCCAGGUCCUGGCCUCGUCUACCUGCUCCUCGGAGGCGGCCAGCCCGGCCCUCGGCAACAGCAGCACCGUCUUCAAUUUCCCGGUCUCCAUCCCUGUACACACCUCAGCUGGUCAGCUUUCAUUCCUCCACAGUCCCAUCACCACCUCUCCCAGUUGCUGAGGAAGUUGUGGGGAGCACAGACUUUGUUUGGACUUAAACUGCAAGUGACUCUCUCAAAACAUUGUCCUGGUUAUGAAUCAUUUCAUGGUGAUACUGGUAUCACUGGACAGAAUGAGAACUAUUGUUUGGGGGUCAGUUCAUUUUUGUUCUGCUGUCCAAACCUCUUGUCAGUUGGCCUUGGAAACUACCAUGAUGUUUGACCUCCUAAAUGUGAAACUCAUCCAUGCUUUCAAUCCUAGAUAACUUGCAGAAAUGGCUGUUAAGUUAGUUGAGAUUAUACCUGUAGCGGAAGUUAAGUAUCUGAAUAUUUUUUUGUUUUUUUUCAUGAAAGCAACUGCUUUUGAUAAUCAUGAUCAUGUUUAAGUAAGCAAACAAAAGUGAGAGGGCUAAGAGUUGUCUCAGGAAUGUUAACUUAUCUUCUCAAAUGUCCAUUUUGCUUUCUGUACUGGUAAAAGAAAGCAAUAUAAACCUAUGCCCCAACAUGGCAUGGAAGUUACUCCUUUAUUUGACGAACAAUGAAUGUAUCCCUUUUUUUUUUCAGUUGUAGAUGUGGCAGAAAUCUUCAUUUUCAGUAUGUAAGUUGAAUGGGUUGCCAAUUCAAAUGCAAAAAUACCUGCCUUUCAAGACACCAUGAAACCUCGACGAUCCUGACACAUUGGGGAAAUGAACCAUUAAAUACCUCAUGUUUCUGUACUGUGUACUGCAGCUCUGAGACAGACCGCAUCCCAAAACUCAAAUGGGGUCGCGUAGUCCUCAAUGACUGCAUUCGCCUAUUUAUUGAACUAAAGUAAUAUAUUUCUUUAUCAUAUCUAUUUUUACAUAUGUUUGUUUAAAUGUUUUUAUACCGUUCAAUAAAUCUCAAUUGAAUUUUGUA
Messenger RNA from Micropterus dolomieu (smallmouth bass), 2275 nucleotides. RefSeq names its product dual specificity phosphatase 1 (gene dusp1). Gene Ontology annotation, biological process: protein dephosphorylation; endoderm formation; negative regulation of p38MAPK cascade. Gene Ontology annotation, cellular component: nucleus; cytoplasm. The record is from RefSeq and is a predicted model, not a curated record. Gene Ontology annotation, molecular function: MAP kinase tyrosine/serine/threonine phosphatase activity; protein tyrosine/threonine phosphatase activity. Bases 271 to 1401 code for a protein of 376 amino acids. NCBI's taxonomy places the organism in Eukaryota, Metazoa, Chordata, Actinopteri, Centrarchiformes, Centrarchidae. The transcript has 4 exons.